Molecule: messenger RNA, 3047 nt
Organism: Bombina bombina (fire-bellied toad)
Lineage: Eukaryota; Metazoa; Chordata; Amphibia; Anura; Bombinatoridae
Gene: KMT5C
Product: lysine methyltransferase 5C
Exons: 9
Coding region: 164-2515 (783 amino acids)
Cellular component (GO): nucleus
Molecular function (GO): protein binding; histone H4K20 methyltransferase activity
Source: RefSeq, a predicted model, not a curated record
UGGAGGGAUGGAAUCUAGCCGCUACCAUGGCAGUAUAAUAUAGUUAGGCGGGUGAGCGUUAAUACAUAGAAAAGGUAAAAGCGGAGGCUGCAAAGGGAAACAGUCUGACUGGCGUUUGGAGAAUUAACGUGUCGACCCGCAUGAUUUAACAUCUGAAAAUACUAUGGGUUCAAAUCGUGUGACUGCAAAAGAGCUUUGUGAGAAUGAUGACCUGGCAACCAGCUUGGUUCUUGACCCAUGUCUAGGAUUCAGGACGCACAAAAUGAAUAUUACUUCUUUGCCAUCUAUAAGAAGGCAACAUCACUUGCGAGAGGCACUACAAACAUUCCGUAAGAAAAGAGACCUAGAAGCUGCAUAUCAGACACUAAUGACGGGGACCUGGGCUCAGCAAUAUUUACGCAACCGCACAAAGCAGCAAGAAAGCACCUUUAAGACCCAUAUAUUUCGGUAUUUGCGGGCAUUUCUGCCAGAAAGUGGGUUCAUGAUUCUUUCUUGCAGUCGGUACUCCCUGGAAAAAAAUGGAGCUAAAGUUGUGUCAACAAGGACCUGGACCAAGAAUGAAAAAAUUGAGUUUCUUGUGGGCUGUAUAGCUGAACUAACUAAAGCGGAUGAGUGUCUCCUUCGUUUUGGUGACAAUGACUUUAGCGUCAUGUACUCUACUCGAAAACGGUGUGCACAGCUAUGGCUAGGUCCUGCUGCUUUCAUCAAUCAUGAUUGUCGGCCUAACUGCAAGUUUGUUCCAUCUGAUGGGAAUGCUGCAUGUGUGAAAGUACUCAGGGAUAUAAAACCAGAAGAGGAGAUCACAUGCUUUUAUGGAGACAGUUUUUUUGGCGAGAAAAAUGAGCUAUGCGAGUGCUGUACAUGUGAAAGGAAAGGAGAAGGAGCCUUUAAAUUGAAAAAUAAAGAACAGACUGAACCUACCUCACUAGAGAAAUACCAGCUCAGAGAGACUGAUGGCCGAUUGCAGAGGCUAAUAGAGAAAAGUUGCAAUCUAACCAAUCAAAAUGCUGCUCAGCGAAGGAAACCUCUACAAGGUAAACAUUACAGGUUAUCACCCAACUUUAAAAAGAAGCCUGCAAAAUGCCGUAAGCCAACUGGAAGAUUCAAGUCACCUACUACAUAUAAAAACUUUUAUUUUAAUAUAAAUCCUCAUGAUUUUAAUAACAUUAACCCAUCACUGAAGUUUGCAAUGCCGGAAGGGACCAUUCUGAGGGAUGUGCGCAUUGUCCUUCAUAAUUACAAAAAGUGUAGUGAAAGUUCAUCUCUCCAUAAGACACACAACAAUCAAUGCUGUAAGCUGAGGAAAGAGCCUUUUGUAUUAUUGCUUCGGCAGGAUCUUACUCAUGAUAAGCCAGUGUUUCAACUGAAUGAAAACUCUGACACAACAACCAAAGACUCACGGUUGUCAACCAUGCAGCUCUCGGAAACUAAUCUUUCAAAAGAAACGAAUGCCAAAGAAAAGGCUUUUUAUGCACAUUUAGAGCAUGGCGGUAUGGAAGAGGCCAUUAUUCCAGAAUAUUGUGAAGAUGUUACCACCAGCCAUUUAACUGCUGAUGUAUCCCAAACAUCAUGUAGUGCUUUUGAUAGUUAUAUUUCUGAACCUGGUGUUGACUGCAAUGAACAAGAUUAUGAGCCAUUGCCCCAAAAUCAGGGGGUCAUGGUUAAUAUCAUAGAGAAAAACCUUCCACCUAAUAACUCUUCAACAAAUUCGAGUCAACAUAAUUCAAGUUUACAGCCAACAUCUGAUGUGUAUUCAUUAAGACGGCUUGGAUUGACCCAUUAUGUUACCAUUGACUUAAGUAAAUGUUUAGUGCUUGAGUCGCAGUCAAAUAGCUAUAGUAGUUCAUUGGGUACAAAGAAAUAUCAUAACCAAUUUAACAGUGGAUUAAAAUGUGAUGAAAUACCACGUGACAAAGCAAACACCAGCUUACCCGAUGCAGCAGAGAGCAACACUACAUCUCAAACAACUGAGACUAAAAAACAACAUACUUUAAAAAGAUCUUGUGUAAACAAAGUAUUUUCCUUAAGACCAAGAAAAGCUAUAUUAAAGAAAUGUCAUAAUGGUAAAACUAGGGGAACAUUAAACCAUAAAAAUAAUCUCCAUCGGACCUUGAGGCAAAAAAGGGUCAAUUUAUGUAGACCUAAAUUGUCUGUGGUUCAGACUCCUAGAACUGAAUUGCCUAUUUCUGGCUUGACCAUGCACAAUUCUGAUGUUGAAUUUAUGUUAGAUCCAAAGCUGUCUUUAAAGCCAUAUGUAGAAAUGAACUUGAACAACAGUCUAAAAAGAAAACCAUUUGUUAUUGGAGGAUAUGCCAGCUCAGAGCAACUAGACAAGGAAUGGUUCAACCCUUUGACCCUCUCAAAAAGCACACAAGAGUCAAAAAUGAAGGAAGAUGACCAAAAGAGAAAACUGGCAUUCAACAGAUUUACACCCUCAAAGAGACUGCGUCUUGUGGUGACUCAUGGCUCAAUAAAUAUAGAUCUUGCAUCUACAUCCAGUGAGGAAUUCAGUUGAAUGCACAAUUGUAUUUAGAAAGCUACUAAAUUCUGUGAUACUUAAACUAUUAUAAACUGUGAUGGUUGAACAAGGUUUCAUUGUCCUACCCUUUUUUUAUGGGUGCUAUGGUCAUUCUGUUUCUCAACUUUUAAUAUACUGUGUCUGUUAUGGAUUGAAUUACCCAAUUGCAUUAGAAUAGCUCUCUUUUGAGGAUUUACAUACCAGUUUGCCUUUUAUCUCCAAAGUUGUAGGAGAAAACCUCUUAUUCUCUCGUCUGCUGUAAUGACUGCUGCACUUAUUGUUGAAGGAAAUUAUUUCCUAUAUUUAAACAUCCACUCAUGUUUAUCUUCUCUUACUAACUUAUUAUGGUGCUAUGUUAACUAACUAAAAAGGAAUAUCCUUUUAAGAAUCUUAAACACUUGACAUUGUACACUUCGGUGGAUUUGAUGCAUCAUCUUGUACCAAAAGGCACAUGAAGGAUUAAAAUAAUUUACAGUGAAGAUUUCCCUGAACAUGUUUCCUCAAUACAACAUAAAGCCUUAAUUAAGCA